Molecule: messenger RNA, 780 nt
Organism: Ochlerotatus camptorhynchus
Lineage: Eukaryota; Metazoa; Arthropoda; Insecta; Diptera; Culicidae
Exons: 6
Coding region: 1-780 (259 amino acids)
Source: RefSeq, a predicted model, not a curated record
AUGGAAGCACUGAAAGAGACAACAAAAUCAAAUGAGACAAUCAUCAGAAAAGUUGGUAAUAUACUAUGUGACUGCCUGAAGUCACUGUACGGCUGCCGCCCGUGCAACUUUUAUAAAAACCAGAUUGCAGUUUUACUUGUCCAAUCAUACCCGAUUACGGCUGCUGAGUCAACUGAAACGCCACAGGCAUUGUGGUUCCACCCACAUGCUAGGGGAACCAAUCGGCAUGCAGGACGCAUUCAUUAUAGAAUGAAGUACCUCUCCCGAAAAUCUGAAGAACGCGUAACCAAGCGCCGACGAAUCGCAGACCAGGAAGAAGAUGUCCAGCUCAUUUCUCCAGCAGCACCUGAAGAUAUCGAUAAAGCUGAAAGCGAGUUGAAAUUCAUUAUUCCAAACUCUCAGAUGAAAUCCAGAGUGAUCGAGUUAUGGAAUGCAACGUUCAAGAUGCGACAUCAAUACCGUAUCGAAAACCAGUUCAUCGGGUAUGCGGCAGAUUUUCCGGUUAUAACCGCCUACAAUGGAGAAUUGCUAACCAUGGAUUUUAAGAUUAUUCAUCAGAAAGCAGCAGCGUUUCUGGACAAAUGGGAUAUUUUGGAACCAAAGAUAAGUGUUCGUUAUCACAACCUUUUCAAGGAAUUGAAAAACGGUAUGCAAAUGCGCUGUCAGUCAAUGCUCGGGCGAAAUGGGCCAUCGCACUACGAUUUGGUUUCCAAUCCAGCAGAUCCAACAGCCCCUGCCGGAGAUCGCUUGUUCUCCUGGUGCCACACCGCGGUGUUGUAG